This is a messenger RNA of Eruca vesicaria subsp. sativa (arugula), 1037 nucleotides long. The record is from the annotation of a GenBank genome assembly. Lineage: Eukaryota; Viridiplantae; Streptophyta; Magnoliopsida; Brassicales; Brassicaceae.
CGCCGGCAACGAGUUAUCAUUACAAGACAAAAAUUAUUACACGGCGGUGGAGAUAGAGUCUAGAGAGAGAGAGAGGUUGACUACGGCAAUGGCGGUUCCAAGGGGAGACAAUGGUUUGAUGGAAGAAGACGAUGUUGACGCUAUUAUCGAGGAAAACGGUGUUGACUACGAAAGCGAUUCCGAGCUUUCCUCAAACCUCCGUGACUUUGCCGCCGCUGCUCAGUCCGGUGACGUCGUCGCCUUACGCACCGCCAUUGACAAUUUGAAUGGGAGAGUUGAUGAGCCACUUGAGGAUAAUGACUCGGCACUUCACCUUGCGUGUCUAUAUGGUCACCUCCCUUGUGUUCAGCUUCUCCUGGAGAGAGGUGCUAAUAUGGAGAUCAAAGAUGAAGAUGAAGCCAUUCCUCUGCAUGAUGCUUGUGCUGGAGGAUACUUAGAGAUAGUACAGCUUCUUUUCAGCCGAGCUAGUAAUCCUGAAUGUGUGAAGAGAAUGAUUGAAACUAUCGAUGUAGAAGGUGACACUCCUCUGCAUCAUGCAGCGAGAGGUGAGCAUGUCAACGUGAUUAAUUUUUUGCUGAGUUCAGGUGCUUCACCAACAAUCAAAAACUCGUAUGGAAAGACACCAGGUGAAUUAGCUGAUGUAAACACUGAUGCCAGGAGAAUCCUCGAAGCUGUCAUUGGCGACUCACUCAGCUCCUAAUGUUUAUGCAACAAUCUUGAGCCAGUCAUGAUAUGAAAUUUGAAUGGCUUCUCGUUAAGCUUUUAUAUGAAAGGUGAACAAUGAUGCUAAUAAAGCCUCAUCGUCUUCUACAACUGAGAAAUCAGCUCGUUGCAGUCAUGUUAAAAAGUUCCUUGAACCAUUGAUAUUGUCACUUAGAACGAGUAGGGGAGAGAGAAACUUCAUCGAUGGGAAGUUUAACUUAUGUCUGUUUUGCAAUCUCCAUGGUCAAACACAGAAAAUGAUAUUAGACAAUCUAUAUUAUAAUGAUUGAGUUUAAAAGCUCAGGUGUCCACAUAGGCAGAUUGUGGGUCCCACA